This is a messenger RNA of Agrilus planipennis (emerald ash borer), 2278 nucleotides long. Its product is annotated as ATP-dependent DNA helicase Q1-like. Gene Ontology annotation, biological process: double-strand break repair via homologous recombination. The record is from RefSeq and is a predicted model, not a curated record. Gene Ontology annotation, molecular function: four-way junction helicase activity; 3'-5' DNA helicase activity; ATP binding. The transcript has 7 exons. Bases 356 to 2161 code for a protein of 601 amino acids. NCBI's taxonomy places the organism in Eukaryota, Metazoa, Arthropoda, Insecta, Coleoptera, Buprestidae. Gene Ontology annotation, cellular component: cytoplasm; chromosome.
AUAAUCGUAUUUGAUUUUCAAAAAUGACCAUAUUACUUGAGAAGUUUUGUUUAUAUUUGUCUUUAAAUUAAUUUUAAAAAUAACUAAAAUAGGUGAUACAAGUUUAGCUAAUUAAAUGGUAACUGUGAUGUGCAUAUCUAAUUUAGAAGACAAGAAAUAUUUUGUUCGGUGACAUAACCUUAUAAAAGGUAAGGAAGUAUAUGUUUCUUUAAUCUAUGGUUUUGAUUAUUCUGACCUUCGAGCUUCAUAAAUCCAUACAGCCAAAGGCUGAAAUAUACAGGGUGUUUUUUUGAAGCAAAAAUAUUUGUUCUAGAAAAUUGUCAGAAAUUUAAAAAUACCUAAAGUAUUAAGGAGUAUGUCUGACGAUUUAUUAAAAAAAAUAACCAAAAUCGAAGAACAAAUAAAGUCAAUACAAAAAGAACAAGCCAAACUUAAUGAAAAAUUGAGAAUAUUGAAUACGGAACGCGAUGAACUUAAAUCAAAAUAUAAUUUGGAGAAAACAAAAAAGGAAUCUGAAAAAGAUUGGAGUGGAAAUUUCCCAUGGACCGAAAAGGUUUUUGAAAUAUUGAAAAACAUAUUUAAACUGAAGGAAUUUAGGUCGAAACAACUGUCAGCAAUAAACGCUACACUAUCAAAAAAAGACGUUCUAUUAUUGAUGCCCACGGGAGGUGGAAAAAGCUUAUGUUACCAGCUUCCUAGUUUAGUUGAGAGAGGAACCAGUCUUGUUAUAUCACCUUUAAUAUCUCUAAUAGAAGAUCAAAUAAUAAACUUAAAGAAACUUGGAGUCUCAGCAGAAACCAUUAAUUCUUCCACUUCAAAAGAAUCAAAGAAAAAUAUUUACCAGUAUAUGGCGAAAAAUCAGGGGACUGUCAUAAAACUGAUUUUCGUUACACCAGAAUGGCUCGCCAAAAGCAAAAUGUUUAUGUCCAAUUUGCAGAAAUGUUAUGCCUUAGGAAAUUUAAAUAGGAUUGUAAUUGAUGAAGUUCAUUGCUGUUCUCAGUGGGGACAUGAUUUCCGGCCCGAUUAUAAAUAUUUAGGACUAUUAAAAGGAAUGUUUUCUGAUGUCCCCAUUCUGGGACUCACGGCAACUGCCACAAUGUCCGUUAUUUUAGAUAUUCAAGAAAUGUUGGAUAUAAGUGGGUGUACGGUAUUAAGAGCACCGUUCUUCAGACCUAAUCUCUUUUAUGAGGUUUUGCCAAAACCCUCCGAUGCAGCCGCUUGUUUAGACUAUUUGGAAAAACUGAUGACAACUAAUUUUAAAGAACAGUCUGGUAUCAUAUACGCACUCUCUAUAAAAGACACCGAAGAACUUUCUAAAGGUUUACGAGAAAGAGGUCUGAAAGUUCAUUACUACCAUGCUAAUUUGGAACCCGAAGCUAGAAGUGCUAUUCAUGAAAGAUGGCUUCGCAAUAAAUACCAAGCGGUAAUAGCCACGGUAGCUUUUGGAAUGGGAAUAGAUAAGCCUGACGUUCGUUUUGUGAUACAUCACUCUCUUCCAAAAAGUUUAGAAGGUUUCUAUCAAGAAAGUGGUAGAGCGGGACGAGAUGGUAAACCAGCAAGAUGUAUCGUACUGUACAAGUUAUCCGAUUACUUCCGGGUUAGUUCUUUAGUGGGAUCGAAAGUAGAAGAAAAUAAAGUGAAAGCUUCUCUGGAAUACUGUUUGGCCCAAAACACGUGUCGCCACAAACAAAUAGCAUCACAUUUCGAAGACGGUUUCGAAACAGUUCGCUGCGAAAAAAUGUGUGAUCAUUGUAAAAAUCCCCGAAAAUGUCUAGAGGUGGAUGUUACAAGUGUUUGGAAAGAUAUUUAUACAAUUAUGGAAAAUGCCGAAUCGAACGGUGUAAAUUUGACUUUGCUCAAGUUAAUAGAUGCUUGGUAUUCUACUGGAGCAAAAGAGCUAAGGGUGGAUACUGUUAAAAAACCUCGAAUGGACAGAAUAACUGCUGAAUAUUUAGUCGCGAAUUUUCUACAAAAAGGACUCUUAAAAGAAGAAAAGAAUUACACUGCUUAUUCGGUCAAUGUUUACUUAAAGAUCAACCGAAAGAGUGAUGCUAUGAAAAAUAGAAUAUUAGUAACAUUUAAGGAAGAUGCUAUCCCUAAAGGUUUAUUACCCUUCAACAAGGAUAGCGAAGAGCCACCUCCGAAACGUAUGAAGACAUAAAAUGGUCCCUGAUUUAGUUAAGACAUGAAAACCACUCUCAAUCUAAUUCUAAGGUUGAAAGUACAAACAGUGAUUUUUUUUUAUUAAAACCUGUACACAAAAGGUUUUUUAUCGUAA